This is a messenger RNA of Cygnus atratus (black swan), 12438 nucleotides long. It is a transcript of the gene SLC1A2, whose product is annotated as solute carrier family 1 member 2. Bases 187 to 1872 code for a protein of 561 amino acids. Gene Ontology annotation, biological process: L-glutamate transmembrane transport. The transcript has 12 exons. Gene Ontology annotation, molecular function: L-glutamate transmembrane transporter activity; glutamate:sodium symporter activity; neutral L-amino acid transmembrane transporter activity. NCBI's taxonomy places the organism in Eukaryota, Metazoa, Chordata, Aves, Anseriformes, Anatidae. Gene Ontology annotation, cellular component: plasma membrane. The record is from RefSeq and is a predicted model, not a curated record.
GGGGGAUCCCCGCCUGGCGGAUCCCCGCCUGGCAGCUCCCGCCCGGCGGAUCCCCGAGGAUUACAAGGAGCCGCUCGCCCCGUCCCGGACGCUGCCGAGGGCCGCCCGGAGGGAGCGCAGCGCCCCGCGCCCCGCUGCCCGGAGCCGUCCCGCGGGGGCCCUGAGGAGCCGGGGGCUGCCGGGACCAUGGCGUCGGCGGACGGUGCCAACAAUAUGCCUAAGCAAGUAGAAGUGCGGAUGCAUGAAAGUCAUUUGAGUCCAGUGGAGCACAGAUCCAGGAACAUAUGUGUGCAGUUUUGCCAGUCGCUCCGCAGGAAUCUGCUCCUGACUCUUACUGUAUUCGGUGUCAUCCUGGGUGCACUAUGUGGGGGUCUUCUUCGUCUAGCAACACCAAUUGACCCUGACAUCAUCAUGUUAAUAGCCUUCCCAGGAGAUAUACUUAUGAGGAUGCUAAAAAUGUUGAUCCUCCCUUUAAUUAUCUCCAGUUUAAUCACAGGACUGUCUGGUUUAGAUGCUAAAGCGAGUGGCCGAUUGGGAACAAGAGCCAUGGUCUACUACAUGUCCACCACUAUUAUUGCUGCCGUGCUGGGUGUGAUUCUGGUUUUAGCUAUCCAUCCAGGGAAUCCAAAACUCAGGAAACAGCUAGGUCAAGGGAAAAAGAAUGAUGAAGUAUCUAGUCUGGAUGCCUUCUUGGAUCUGAUACGAAACCUGUUCCCUGAAAAUCUAGUCCAAGCGUGUUUUCAGCAGAUCCAAACUGUUACCAAGAAAGUGUUGGUGCCACCACCCAUUGAAGAACCACCGAAUGUUACUGAUGCUGCUUUUGCUAUAAUGAAUGAGACAGUGCGCGAAGCACCAGAAGCCCAGCUGGUCAUUAAGAAGGGACUUGAAUUUAAGGAUGGCAUGAAUGUCCUGGGUUUGAUAGGAUUCUUUAUUGCUUUUGGCAUUGCUAUGGGGAAAAUGGGAGAACAGGCCAAGAUGAUGGUGGAUUUCUUCAACAUUCUGAAUGAGAUUGUAAUGAAGUUAGUAACUAUGAUCAUGUGGUAUUCCCCUUUGGGCAUUGCUUGCCUCAUCUGUGGAAAAAUCAUUGCAAUCAAGGAUUUAGAAGUAGUUGCUAGACAACUUGGCAUGUACAUGGUAACAGUGAUCGUGGGUCUUGUCAUCCAUGGAGGGAUCUUCCUGCCUCUGCUUUACUUUGUGAUAACGAGGAAAAGCCCCUUUUCAUUCCUUGCUGGGAUUUUCCAGGCAUGGAUCACAGCACUAGGCACAGCUUCCAGUGCUGGAACAUUACCUGUCACGUUCCGGUGUCUUGAAGAAAAUCUAGGCAUUGAUAAACGUGUAACAAGGUUUGUUCUUCCUGUUGGAGCAACAAUUAACAUGGAUGGAACUGCCCUUUAUGAGGCUGUGGCUGCCAUCUUCAUAGCACAGAUGAAUGGAAUUGAGCUGGAUGGAGGCCAGAUAGUUACUGUGAGUUUGACCGCCACCCUUGCAAGUGUUGGAGCUGCCAGUAUUCCCAGUGCGGGACUCGUCACUAUGCUUCUGAUCCUUACUGCAGUGGGUCUCCCUACCCAGGACAUCAGUUUGCUUGUUGCUGUUGACUGGCUUUUGGACCGGAUGAGAACGUCAGUCAAUGUAGUGGGGGAUUCUUUUGGUGCUGGCAUCGUCUACCACCUUUCCAAGGCAGAACUUGACAGCAUUGAUUCUCAUCAUAAAGGGCAUGAAGACAUUGAAAUGACCAAGACUCAGUCAAUCUAUGACGACUUGAAAAAUCAUAGGGAAAACAACUCAAACCAAUGUGUUUUUGCAGCUCACAACUCAGUCAUAGUAGAUGAAUGCAAGUUUAUCCAGCAUGGGGAAUUUCAGCUGUGUCUUUAAGUUUUCAUUUGAAGCCGAGGAUGUUAACCUACAAGGUAACACUGGCAACCAAUGGCAAAUCUGCAGACUUCAGUGUGGUUGAAGAAGAGCCUUGGAAACAUGAAAACUAAGGGAAGAGAUUCCCAGCUCCAUCUUUAAUAAGCCCCGAAGCUCUCUUCUGGUAAAAGAUACCAUGAUUAAGGAAGAUUUCUCUCUCUCUCUUUUUUUUUUUUUUUUAAUUUAACAUCUACAGUUUCUGCUUACUUAAUUUCUUAACUGAAACUUAGCAAAGAUCUCAUAAAGUCAUUGUAGCGUCUUUGCCAAACAAUGAUCCGUAACCAUCUGUCUCCCUUGUGUUACUGUUUGGAUGAUGCAGCUGGAGAAUACUCCAUGCAGUGCAAUGUGCUCUCACCCGCCUCCCUGUUCAUUCAAGACGCAGAGAAUGUAAAUGCUGCGAAAUGGGAAGAUCGCAAUGCCAGUACAGUUCGCUACAGGGACUCAGGGUCACAAAUUGUUUCAGAUAAAUAUAACUUCAUGCAGACCUCCAAGUGUUUCAGUGACUCUUGUGGCACACCUGAUCUAGUUGGCACUGCAUGGCUAAAAUAGCUUUUGAAAAUGCCCACAAAGAUUUCUAUUUGUUACAAGAAUAAGAAGAACCUGGCACGGGAAGCACCGAAUUUUUGUGCCUACUUGUACUUCAGACUGAACUUAGAUCCAGGGGCAAGGUUAAUGUAUGGAAGUCAAUAAAUCAUCCCAGACCUUUUGUUAGAUUAGUACAACUAAUACUUGACAUUAAGACAAGACCUUAGAUUUGCAUGUACAUAUGAUAUGUUUUUGUCAGCUGUCCCAGGGCAGGUGCAGCUCCAUUUUAUUAUGGGUCUGUGCUGCUCUGUGACCACAGUGCAUCAGAUAAUACAAGGCAGUAUUAUUGCAGGGUGUAAUAGUUCUUAAACCAAUGUCUGAUGUACAAAAUAUAGAAUACCAUGGGCUCAGUUAUGUCAUUCUUAGUCCAAGCAGGUAGCACCUUACUCUUCACCCUGCUCCACUGAAGUCUGAGGGAUUACUCGUGUGGAAGGGGAGGCUCAAGUAAGGUACUACUAAGCGUGAGCAAGGAUGUCAUGAUUGGGUACCUGAUAAUGAUCUAUAAAAAAAAAUCUGAAUAUAUUACACUAAAUAAUUGGGAGUUUUGAAUGUAAUCAUCAGUAGCAUUUGACUUGAAGUGUAUGUCUUCCAAGUUCAUGUCAUAGGUCAGAGAAUGGCUAAAUCCUGAAAUAAUUACUAAGCCAAAUUCCUUAUUAAGGUCAGUGGAAUUUGGCCAGGGCCAGAACUGAAUGAAGAACACGCAAGAAUUACAGGAUUUAGACCAAUGUGUUGAAUUACUUCUCUCUUUCUCUGUUUUGUAGAGUAAUGAUUCAUAUACAUUUCUAAUGUCAGAGAAAUGUUUCUUAGAGCACCUGGCAUCUGAAUUAACAAGAUGGUGUUUUGUCAACAUAAUAUAGCUGACUCAUCCUGUCAGGAGAAAUUACAGCCACAAUAAUCACCUUGUGAAGUGUUUUCUAAAGGUGCUUGUUAAUACUCUGCAAUGUUCAGACACUGGUGAACGCCUCUGUACUACUAGCAAUGUUCUAUAGCGCAGCUGAGCCAAGCAGCCCUGGGAGGCUGCACCCACAGAGCGAGCCCUGUGCAGUGUCUGGGGGAGCUCGCAGAGGUUCUCAGAGUGACUCUGAGUACAAGCAUACCAUGAGCUUAGGCAUGGCCGAGAACAGAGCUGAAACAUUUAGGGACACACACCAUUGAGUGUCUGUGCAUGGACUUUUUGUGGGUGUAAGCAGGAAUAAUGUGUUGAACUGUGGAGUGGUAUAUGGCUCUGUAGAAGCUAUUAAAAUAUAAUCUGCUUUUGCUCAUCUGCAUUCAUAUAAAGACCUCUGAAAACGCACAUGGACAUAAACCAGCAAAGGCUGCUUGCAUGAUGAGUGAUGUGCAAGACCAAGUUCAUUGUCAAAGCACCCCUCAUUCACGUGUUGAUGUGGACUACUCUUCUUGCCCUUGUAUUUCUGUCCUCACUUACAUCCAUUGCUAUGAUCCUAAGCAAAAUGGCCUAUAUAAUUUAGCAAGUAUUGAACCACUGUGAAUGCUGUAGACUUCUAAUGUAUAUUAGAGGUGGAGACCUUUUCCAGAGGUCUUGUGAAUCAUCUUAAGGAUCCUUUUUUGAUGAAUGGAACCAUAGGAUAUCCAGAGAAGCGAUAGGCAGAUGGUCUUCUCUUUUCUUCGGUCAUUGGUAUCAUAAUACCCAGAAUUAACCUGGAGCUGCUGCUUCUCCCAGUACACACAUGAAUGCUCCCAAAUGUUUUUUUCUUAAAGUGCAUUUGUGAUAGCAAGAAAAGAAAGCAUUAUGCCACCUGUCCUUAUUGAACUGAAAGUCUGGGUAUUGAGAGUGUCUGGGGAUCAGGGUCCUAGUCUGCAUUUGAAGACAAUUUCUCUUCUGGGUUAUGUGCCAGAAAUGUGGCUGGGGCAGUGUGCAGGUACUCUGAAACGUUCCCUGUUCUGAGUCCGUGAGCUUGCAUCAAGUGAAAUUUGCUGUGACUGGAGUGGUGGUUAUAUCCAAGAUCAGCACGCCGUGUUUGCCCAGUAGUGCCUGUCCUGCUGUCCUGCUCGCCACAGCAGUCUUUUAGCAGCAGCCACAGUGACCGCUUGCCUUGAGAGUGGCUUCAGAAAACCAGUCUGCAGACUUUUAGCUGUCUUUUGAAAGCGUUCAGCAGUUGGAAAUGAAAAGGAAUGCCAGCAACAUGUGACUGGGCAGCUCCACAAAAUUGCAUAUUGAGAAACACUUACUAUGUGCUUACGCUUAUCCGCCUGGGACGUGCUGUCCUUUGAAGAGUGAUUCUUCAGAUGGAGGCUAGGGGAGGAAGGAAUGAGAUGCUAGAAAAACUCCACCCACACAAGGGAAAAUAAAUUUGGGCCUUUUGAUAGGACUGGAAUAGCAGAAUGUGAUUUUAAAAUGGUAAUCCUGUAGAUGCAGUAACUCAGGGAAGUUUCAAAAGAUAAUUAUGGAGGCAUUUCUCGACUUAAAUGUGGAUGUGGGAGAAGGAGAAAUGUUGUUUUUGGUAAACUCCUCUGCUUUUAGCCUGGCUGAAUAUUUAAUAUAGUGUUACUCCAGCACAUCACUGUAUUUAACCAUCAAAAAGCUUUCCAUUUCGCUGGGAAAAUGUAACUCAUUCUUGGCUUGCAUUUCUCGAUUUGCUCAUUCCACAUGAGGCCGGGUUGCUACUUAACUAAAUAAACAGAAACUAACCCAGGGCCCGGCCACUUCAGCUAAUACAAGUUCACAUUUCAGCAAGCAGGGCUGGUCACUGACUAGUCUCUUUUUAGUUUCACUAGGAAUGUUGAUGCAUUCAUUUGCAUGUGGCAAAUAUUUUGUGUUUGUUUCCAGGACUGAGGUGGCAAAGUUAAAGGAAAAGCACAGUAGAAAGUGAUUUGCUUUCUGUGCAGUUCCUGGAGGAAUAACAUUUCUCUCUUAUGCUCACCUCGUGUGCUGCUCUGUCCGCCCCCCUGUUGUCUGUGCAGCUGUGAUACCCUUUGCCCUUUACAUUAUUGGCAGCACUCUGGCACAUGGGAAAGUCUAAACCAGGCAAAGACUCAGUUAAUUGCAUGACUAAUUAAGUACAUAUGUAUUUACUUUGUGCAUUCACUGCUGAAGCUAGGUCGGCAUUCUCUUGAUACCUGUUCAUUGAAACUAAAGCACACUGCACGCUGAAGCUAAAGAAGAGAUGGAGCACUUUCCUACUGAGUUUUCUUCUUCACUGCUUCCCUUAGAGAACAAAGGCUGCACCAGCACUGUAAGAAGCAUGCAUGGUUCUUACACAGGAAGAUGCUUCAGAUAGGUAGGGGACAAGCCAUGUGAACCAUACUGAUAUGCGCUCCCUCCAUUUGAAUCAGUGAGAAACUCAUUACAUCUUUGAAAAGCUAUGUUUGCUGUAGUGAAACCUGUGCCAGCAAUGCUCUGGCUACAGAAGGUCCCACUGAAAUCCAGGGGAAUCACGGGCUUCCAGGAAAGGUCAGAUCUCUUCCUGUCUCCGCUAAGUAAUAAGGUGUUUCACAAUCCUGUCUGAGUCAGUAGUCUUUGUCUGCUGCUUAAAAUGAAGGCGAUUCUCACACCCUCAAGGUUUUUGCCAAGAUGCUUCUUUUUUUUUUUUUUUUUUUUGCCUAAUUAUUUCUGUGCUCUGCAAAUCCAGCAAUGAAUUUAAAACUCAGCACAAAAAUAGGGAUCGCUGUCAUUAAGUUUUUGUGUUUUUUUUUUUUUUUUCUGUUCCGUCCCUGACAUACAGCUAACCUCCAUUUCUUUCUCAAAGCACGUGGAAUUCUAAACAUUGUGCCACUCCAAAAUGUGUGAGUAAGAUGUGAGUAAUAUGGAUUUCUGAUUUAUUUUCCAGCACUACCAGGGUCAUUGCAAUUCUGGUAGUCGACACUCAGAAGAGCAGACUGCUCAUCUGAGAAGCUGCAGCAACAGUGCUUGAACAAAUUUGUUCUGGCAACUGCCUGGUUUUUCUUUGCUUCCUCGCCUUCUCUUGUGUUGUUGCAGACUUGUUGUAGCAACACAGCAGCAAUCGCACAAAUCCCUAAAAACACAAGCAGCAUUAAACCUCACCUCUGACAUCCGCUUCUUUAAAUAAAUUUAAGAAAGCUCUGAGCUUUAGGCUCAGAGAAAUGCUUUUGUGGAGACUUAACGGUAUAACUAUUUCUCUUUUCAUUAGUUCCAUUCAUCUAUUUUAUUGCUGCAUUUGAGUUCAUUUACAGAAGGGUAAAUAAGGGCACUUUAUAAAAAAUGUACUGUAAUAUUAGUCUGUUAUGAGCCAGAAGACUAUCCUUGAUUUUAUUACUGUGACUUCUAAGGACACGAUAAUAAUAAGAUAUUUUUCAUACUAGUCAUUAUAGUAGGUGUAUGGCCCAUUGGGCCAGUUCACCUCAGCUAUCGCUCUGCUUGCAUCCCUGUAUAACAUUGUGUGGAAGCUCCUGCUCCUGCUCCUACCAGAAAGCCCUCCCUGAACAGAGUCAUUUUCUUUUCUCCAACAAUACUGAUGACUUCGAAGGAAAAAUAUUUUCCCAGUUUUCCUUAUCUGAAUAACUGUAAAUAGAGGAUAGCUUCAAGUGGUUUUUUUUUAUUGUUUGUUUUGUUUUGAUUUGUUUUUGGGGGGAGGGAAGGAAUUACAAUGCUGAAGUGUCAGAGAAAGCAGCUGGCUGUAAACAAAGUGUUCAGCUUCACCAUGUUGUUUUUUAAAGAGUUAUGUUCUUGUUCACAAUUUAACCCCCCCCCCCAAAAAAAAAAAAAAAAAUUAAAUCUUUACAGAUUAUUAAAUCCAUAUUCCUUCCAAAGCCAUUGAUCUUUCUUCCUGGCAGACACAGAGGCUGUGGCUCUCCCUAACCCUGAUGCAGGCUCCGCAGUUCCGCAUGCCUACAGCAGGACUCCCAUUACGGUACACUGCACAAGGGGUGCCUCCCUCAUUUUUUCCUCCCUCAUUUUUUCCCCCUGGUCAAGUUUGAUAUUAAAUUGAAAUCUGCUGCUGUGAAUGAGCCAAACAGCUGCUGAUGCCUUGGUGCUGAUCGUUCCUUUACUUCCUGCAUGAGCAGGCUCUGAGGAACCAUCCCAUGGCUGUGCCCACCAUCCCAGAGACUUCUUCCACGCUUUGGGGAAGCCUCGUGGCUUCCCACUACCAAGCUGAUACAAAUCCUCAUGGAUAAGGUGGUUGUGCUUUUGCAGCUAGGUUUUUUUUGAAAAAAAAACUAGAGCAUAUGACUGAGCCACCGAGUGGGUCUCUACCAGUCCAGGAUGGAAAUAACCAAGCUAAGGCAAGAUUUGGGAAAGCACGAAGACAACUGAGAUUUCUCACCCAACCUUUGAUCCCCUUUUAUGUCCGUGUUCUGCUGCAGAGCCAAUGCUGACUGAUGCUGGAGUGUCGAAUCCUUCUAGUUUGAUUUUUCAAAAUUCAGGAGCCCCGCAAUUGUUUUUAAUGAUGCUCUGUGGCAUACACCAUUACACGAAGGGAAACUGUCAUAGGCAGCAUCAUACAACCUGGGUUGUCUAGUACCUUUAUAUUGUUUUGUAAAUAAAUAGAAGAGUUUGCAGGGAUUUUUGUAUCAUUCUUUUCUAUUUCUUUUCUACAGUUUUUCAAAGACUGUAUGCAAACUGUGUUUACAAAUUGAUUUUGCUGUCAGUAUUGUAGAUUAUCGCAUGUCCAUUUUGGUGUUUUGUAUGGGCUUGUGAGUUCUUGUGUGUUACAGGUUGUCCUUCCUUCUUAAAAACAAUUGCAUACACUUUUAUCCAGCAUAUCCUGUGCCCUUAAAUAUAUCCCAUUUCCCAUGGUCCAGUGUGAGCUGUAGCUUGUAGAAUGCAUGAGAAAAUGCUGCACAUAUAUUAAUAUUGUUAAAUAUGAUAUGCUCAAUCCUGACGUAGUUAUUAAUAUAGGUUUUAGGUGUUUGUACUUGUUCUCUGGAAACUACAGUUUAGACUGAACUAAAUUGCCUAGUAUCUGUAAUUUACAGACACUCAUAUUUUCAUAUAAUAUUUUCUAUAUGACCGUAUAAGAUAGGGGGAUAGGCCUUUAAAGGUGAUCUGUACCUUAGAACAAAAAGUUUUCUCAUAACAUUUAGGAUCAAUGAAAUGUUUCUGUGUUAUGUUUAGUGAUGAAUUAUAAACAAAGCACAAAAUGCAAGAAGCAAAUAGGAAUUUCAAGAUGUCCUUAAAUGCUGCAGUUCAUUAUAGAACAAUGUUAUAAUAACCUGAACAAUCUUCUAGAUUGACUGUCUUGGGCAAUUGCCCCUCAUUUUUGUCAUUUUUCCUGGUGUUACCUUUGCCAAAUCUUGCAGUUCUUUCUUAGGACCUGAUCAUGUGUAAUUGACUCACUCAGACUGCUGACGAAAGAAAAUUGGAGAACUGGGUAGGCAAAAAAUAGAUUUUCAGGUACCUAGUCUGUCUUGCUACAAUGUACAUGAGUUCAGCCUGCAGAAAGACUUCAUGACUUGGCCACCAAUCUUUGCCUUCUUGAAAGGGGACCAACAGAACCACCAUGGGACCAAUGCAAUUGGGUAGCAUCUGUACAAAUACCUCCUGCAUUCUUAUGUAUUUUAGAGAGAUCAAACACUAUAUUUUUUGACCAGGACAAGUGAAAGUUGCUUCUCUUUUAUGGUCGUCUGUUCCCAUUAGGCAAAUACCUGUUGGCAUUAAGGCCAUGGCUACAAUAAUUUUAUUUAAUGAACGAAGUACUGUUUUGAGAGGAAUAAAAAUAAAUUAAUAUAAAUAUUAAUAACACCUAUAUCACAGAAAGUUUCCCUUAUGGUCAACAAGUUUCUUGAUCAUGAUUAAAAACAAAGAAAACAUUGAACAGCAAAUAUUGCUAUCCCAGUGUGACUGAUACUGGGUAUCUCUUCAUCUAUUCAGAAAUCUGCAGGGUGUGGUAUUCUGCUGAGGUUUUGGAGACUAAAUUUCUGGUAGAUAUACAUGUAGGAAGUGUGUUGAUGUACCCUCGUAUUUUAAUCUCUUUCUUGUAUUUUAAAUCAAUUGUACCAGGUAUUAUCUUAAUAGGAACUGCAGGUAGAAUAGUGUUAAGUGAGUCACUAAUAGAUGUAAAACCUUAUUGAUACCAGUUUUGACAUUUUGUUGAAGCAUGAUGUCCAGUGCCUCUCUGCACUUAGUGUAGAUAAUGUAGCUAUCAACGUGUAAUUUCAGUGAAAUGGUGUACACAGUAUGGGUAGCGGUGCUUUAAUUUAAUUUGACUCGUCAGUGUGUAUUGAGCCAUAGCAUCAAAUUAGGCCACCUUUUAAAAUUCCGUUUUACUUUCGGUUUUUGUUCUUUUGUCUGGGUUUGUUUUCCUUCUGGUCAUUCAGCUGAGUCCAUUACAUAGUUUAGUAACUGUUUUAUCUUUCGAUUAUGGGGUAUCCUGUUCUGAUAACAUUCAGAAUAAUGUAUGCAGUCAAGUUACUGUAAAUACGUUGGUUUUAGUUUUCAGCUCUCUAACCAGCAUGGUACGUGCUAGUACCUGCAUGGGUGUGCUUCCCUGGCAGCGAGAGAAAGUGAUGCCAGCAUAGAUGUGUUCCUCAUGAGUACAUUUGUUAUGACACUAAAAAUUAAUGCACGCACAGAAUGAUUAGUUUAUGUUUUGUUUUAUUCUUGUUUGCUUGACGUGUUGGGACUGUACCACCAGAAGUUCAGUAAGUCACUGCUUAAAUUAGCACAAUGAGCAAGGGGGAAAUCAAUCUAGCUGCCUUAUGCUGGAUGCCCUGUCUGCUACUUGCACAGUGUGCUGCAUGCUGCAGGCAGCAAGGGUUUGCCUGUCCUCUCUGAAGCACCAGCCCCUGCUGUGUCCCCUUGGUAGGAACAGACUAUGAGGAAAAUGCACAGACUCAUGGGCAAGGAUCCACUGCUUCUGACUGUGUUAGAAGAGGAUAUUGAUAGCUACUGGAAAUUAAGUGCAAAGCUAAGUGCUUCUCAGGCUACUGUAGUUGAUGUCCAGGAGGCCUGUUAUAUACAAGAAGUAUGUCUUAUCAUAAAACAAAUAAUAAAACAGACAUAUGAACUAUGUAUUCAGUGGCAAAAUUAUUCUGAAAUCAGGGCUAUAAUCUGUAAGAAAAUUACUUUUUGGGGAUAAAAACUGAAGGUGGUUCUGAAAGAUUUUGAGACAGCAAGAAAAAAAAACUGGUUCAUGCCCAGGGUACGAGCCUGGUUCUCAUAAAUAUGUUCAUCCCCCGUAAGUGAAAAAAAAUUAAAAUUAGGCCCCAAAGCAUGGGAAGUAUCCUUCUUGCUGAGUCCUCCUACGAUAUUUCAGUGUGAAUCACACGCUGUGGGCCUGUGCACUGCCUGCUCCUGCUCCUGAUACUCCUUCCCCCUCUUAAAAGGGGCCAGUCAUAAGAUGGAAUAUUUUCAGAUGCUUCAGCUGAAAAUAAUAAAAAGCAAGAGGGGUCAGGUUGGUCUUUUCCUUACACUCAAAAAGCUCCCCAGAUUUUGAAAUGACAUACUGUACAGUAUCUAUAGCACACUUUAUAAACUAAAGAAUGCAGAUAAAAUUUCUCACAACUUGAGGCUCUGUUCUUGUAUAUUGUAGCUGGAAUGCCUUGUAGACUAAUUCUAUUUUUGUAGUUCAGAUCCUUACACUUAUCUGUAGUCAUUUGCUUUUAAUGCUUUCUUAUGGUGUAAACUGAUUUCUGUAACUUUUAUGUAUAAAACAAACUGGACAUUCUUUCUAUACUGGAAAUAGUCAUGAAUAUAAUAUUUCACUAAGUGUUGUACCUCUUCUGUACAUAUCAUCAAUAAAUGUUGAUUCAUAAUUUUCCUGCCUUAUACCUGUGAGUUUUACUGUCAGCCUGGACAUAAUUUGGGUGAGAGGUUAGAUAAAGAAGACUGAUGUGAGAGGCUGAGAUCUGCAGGCAGGGUGGAUGUUGGACCUGGAUUUGCCAAAGCACCAGAAAUCUGCCCCCUCAUGUGUAUGCUCUAAAUGUUCCAGGGUGCCAGCUGCAUCUGAGCUUCCUUGCUGCAAAGUCCAGGAUGUGCUAACCACAGUGAACUCUAAAGCAGUCUUGGCAGUGAAGGCUAGAGGAGUAGGAAGAAAUGUUAGAAGAGUAGGAGGAUGCAAUGAGUUGGUUGCAGUUGCUUUAGAAACAUGCUUCGCUUCCCUGCCUGAUAAAAAGUAAAUCUCUUCAUCUUAGCCUUAAACAAAAAAUAAAUUAAAUAAUAGACCCUUUUGCUGAACCCCUGCUAAACUUUGUAAAGAAAUAAACUGCGUUUAGUACAUGAAUUGAGAGAUGCUCAUGGAAAGGGCCAUGGCCUGAAGGACUGGCCGUUGCUAUGUAUGGAGAGAAAGCCCCGGCAUUUAUGAUCCCAGCAGGACACAGUAUGGAUCUCACCUAACCACAACUAGGUGAUUGAUAGAUGUAAUCUAAACCAGUCUGUGAGGCGCAGCAGCCUGCACCUCCAUGGGCUGCCAUCCCAGCCGAGGGCAGCCCUCACCUGAGGAGCUUCCAAGGGAAGGCCCGGUGUAGCAGGAGCAGGCUGAAGGCCCCCUGCAGCACUGUGGUUUGUUACGGUGUCUGAGCCGCUGACGCAGGCUGCCAGAGGCAGGAUAUUACUGUGUUCAGACCUGGCCUUGUUCAUAAAUUAGCUCUGCUGCCAUAAACCCCCUGGUCUCUUCAGAGCUCCGGAUUCCCCAUCACUGGCAUACUCACGAAGCAUUGACCAUACUGAGAGCCAUUCCUCUAUCUCUUCUCAGGCAUGAAAGAAAAAGAGAGAAGACUUCAGGGCUGCCAAACCUCCACCAGCCUCCUCCGUUGUAUCGGUGCAUGUAAACAGGACAAGGACAUGAAAGAAACAGGUGGCCCCAACAGGCUGCGACGUAGGAGGGGAGCAGCGUAAAAAACAACCAGCUGGCAGGCUGGAAGGCACCCCCGCAGCAAGCACAUGCAUGGCCAGCAAGGACUGGCACCCCGACUGGGCUUGGGGCAGAGCUCCAGGGGUGCAAGGGUGGCUGCAUAGGGCCUGUGCUGGCACCAGGCCCCUGACCCAGAAAGCAGGCAGCCACGGCUCCCCUCUGCUGCAGGGGGAGC